CCGAACUUUUUUCCGCCAUAUUGAGAAAUUGUGGAAAACAUUGUGAGCACGUGGAAAGUGAUCAUCACAAUUUCUGCAGUUUUCAAUAAAAUUCAUUAAACUCAUUGCUAAAACUACGAUUCUUAUCAAAUCUUGAAGUGUUUUCUUUGAUUUACCGCCAGGAACAACAUAUAAUUCAACAACCGUUUGUUUGGUGAAGGGGUCAAUCGUGGAUCGAUCAAGAUAUGGCCCCGUCCCAUACGCGCCAAGUGCUGAUUUGGAGUAUCCCCGCACUCGCCGUCAUAUUCAGUUAUUUCUGGUACAGACGGAAGAGACACGAGUCGAAAACUGACCCCGGUGAUAAAAUACAAACUGCUUCCGAAUCGCAACAACCGACAAAAACAGAAAUCGAAAGUGUCACAACAAACCGGACAUUUUCUCGUUCAUUGUCAGGUGUCGAUUCCGCCCCCAUCGAUAUUGUUAUCCCGCCCAAACUUAAAGCUAUCAAAUCAAAUCCUGUUGUUAUUUCUGACGAAGAUUUAGAUUUAGAAAUUGAAAAAAUUAAAUCCAUGAGAUACGGCGGUUCGAUUGAUAUGAGAAAAUCAAAUAGUUCCAGUGAAUCAUCGUCCACUAAUAAACAGACGCCGGUUAAGAAAUCAUCGUUCGUGAUGGCACAGAAAGCCAACGAGGAAAAACCGCUCUCAGUCACGACGGAAAAUGCUAAAGUCGAUAAGAUGAUCUCAAAUAAUAAUGAAGUGCAAAGGCAAAACAGCGAAAGGGAUUCGGCGAAUCAUAGUCCAGCGGAUGUUAUGCUUGCCAGUCCGUCCCUUAGCAGCAUCUCUGAUAAUCACAGCGAGGGCUCAAACGAUAGUGGUAAGGGAGGCAGCGAAGUGGUGACACCUCCACCGUCCCGAUCUUUGGUCAACGAGAGUACGACUUUAAACAUUUACGAGUUCAUCAUUCCACAAUCGUUGGUUGGUAAACUAAUAGGCAAACAUGGCAGUUCCGUUGCUAACAUCAAAGAUAAGACCGGUGCCCAAGUAUUGGUCAGAAAACAUCCAACAAAUAAUAAAUUAAAAGUGUGUUCGCUCGAAGGCACUCGUAACGAGAUCGACAGUGCUUUGAAACUCAUAAGAGAUAAAUUCCCCUUGAAACGUUUCCCGGAAGUCACCCUUGAACAAGUCUCAUUUCUUCCAGAAGUGCCGACAGUAUCGCUAGUUCCGGAUCACUUACAUUUGAAACUGAUCGAGGGUAUUAAUAAUGAUACAAUUGUUAGUUGUGUUGUUGCACCAAAUCAUUUGUUCUUACAACAACCAGCACAUCCGUCGUUUCCAAAUCUUAAUAUUCUUACCGGUUAUAUGAACGUUUGUUACUCGGAGGCUGAUUCGCCAUUGUUACCAACGCCUGUUCCAGAAAAUACAAUCUGUGCUGCAUUUUCCGAAGAUAGUUGGUACAGAGCAGUCGUUUUGUCGACAGAUUCAGAAAAUGCAACUGCUUAUGUUAAAUUCUUAGAUUUUGGCGGUUAUUCAUACAUCGAAAUUUCUAAGUUGAGACAAAUCCGAGGUGAUUUUAUGUCAUUACCGUUUCAAGCGGCGGAAUGUUUCUUAGCGAACAUUAAACCGGUCGAAGAGACGGGUUGGCGCGAUGAAGCGUUCAAUGCAGUAGUAGAAAUGACAAAAGGGGCUAUCAUCUAUACCCAAAUAGUCGAUUAUACUGAAGAAGGUAUUCCUUUGGUUUAUUGCUAUUUAAUUUUAGGCCCAAGGCAAGUAGUAUUUUUAAAUCAGGAAUUAGUGAAUCAAGGACACGCCGAAUGGCUCAAUUGCGGGGAGGAAGCCGCAGGUGUUACCGUGGCGUAAUAUGUAAAGUAAUUUUUUGUUAUAUAGUCACUUGAUUGGAUCAAGCUUUUGUUGAACGUGAAUAUUAUGUAGUGUAGUUAGCUGAUUUUUGCAAAAAGCGUGUUUUUAUGAAUGAUAUUGUUGGAGACCAUUUUUACAUAACUUAGGUUGUUGCUUUAUACCAGUUUUUGAAAACGAAUAGGGUUCAUUCGUUUCGUACGUUUAUAAGAACUUGUUUAUUUUAUUUUUUAAAUUAUUGUGAUGUUUAUAUUUUAUUGACUGCUCUAUUUUCAGUACUAACCAUAAUUAUUGUUUGUGCUCAAUUACUAAUUUAAAUUUAGUGUAUUACGCUAUCGUUUACGUGGUAGUUCGUAAUGUCAUUUACUGUAUAUAAAGAAUUGUAUUUUUUGAUAAUAUUAAUCUAGCUUUUGUGUAUAUUUUUGGGGAGCAACUAGGUGACUGUAGGAUGAUCAAUCCAUUUAUCUUGUAUACAUGUUCCUAUUAUUAUUAUUGUUUUCUACCAGGUUUUGGUGUUUCCAAUUUAUUUUAAAAACGAACUGGAUUUUUCUUUAAUUUGCACUGUUGUAUGGGCAAACGAAUUCAUAUUAUUUUCUAAGGAUUGAUAAUUCUUUUUUAUAGUUUCGUAUUUAUAAAACAUUUGUACAUAGUAUCUCUUGUACUUUUUUUCUUUUUUGGAAGUAAAAUUUAACAAAUUUUUUCAACGUGA
Molecule: messenger RNA, 2541 nt
Organism: Tribolium madens (black flour beetle)
Lineage: Eukaryota; Metazoa; Arthropoda; Insecta; Coleoptera; Tenebrionidae
Gene: spoon
Product: KH domain-containing protein akap-1
Exons: 7
Coding region: 225-1835 (536 amino acids)
Molecular function (GO): RNA binding
Source: RefSeq, a predicted model, not a curated record